UCAUUUGGCACUUGUGUUUGUAUUGUGUGUGCUGUACACCAAUGCAGCAGAGAUACAAGAAAUAAUCUACGGUGGGGAUGAAGUGUCAAUAACUGAAGUACCUUAUAUGGCACACCUAAAACUUAUAAUUGAUUACCAAACACACGUACUGUGCGGCGCAAGUAUCAUAAACAGCCGAUUCCUCUUGUCCGCAGCCCACUGUUUUCUUGGAACAUCAUUAAUGAAAGUUGAAGUCUACGUUGGUACUGACAAAAAGUUUCAAGGUCGGUAUUACGAAAUGGAAAAAGUAUUCACUCCAAAUAAUUACAACCCAUAUACAAAUGAUAAUGAUAUUGCCGUGUUAAAAUUAAAAGAACCAUUGGUUUUCAACGAGAGAGUGCAACCAAUUGCAGUGGCUGACGUAAAUAUGAAGUUUGAUGCAGGCGAUAAUAUGAUGACAAUGGGCUAUGGAAAGACACCGGAUGGAAGUAUAUCAUCAACAUUGUUAAAAGUAAACGUAAAUUACUAUGACCAGGAAACAUGCAAAGCGGUUUUAAAGAAUAAACUUCCAAUGGCUAUUACUGAUAAAAUGAUGUGUGCAGGUUUACCAGGCAAAGAUGCUUGUCAGGGAGACAGUGGUGGUCCUUUAGUGUACAACAAUAUUCAAGUAGGAAUUGUCUCCUUCGGUGCUGAAUGUGGAAAAUAUCCUGGAGUGUACACUAGAAUUUCUGCAUUGAGGAAUUUUAUUGAUGAAGUUAUAUCUCAAAAUUAA
Molecule: messenger RNA, 751 nt
Organism: Leptidea sinapis
Lineage: Eukaryota; Metazoa; Arthropoda; Insecta; Lepidoptera; Pieridae
Product: trypsin-7-like
Exons: 5
Coding region: 107-751 (214 amino acids)
Biological process (GO): proteolysis
Molecular function (GO): serine-type endopeptidase activity
Source: RefSeq, a predicted model, not a curated record